This is a messenger RNA of Naegleria gruberi, 2414 nucleotides long. RefSeq lists its product as uncharacterized. NCBI's taxonomy places the organism in Eukaryota, Heterolobosea, Eutetramitea, Acrasida, Naegleriidae. Bases 1 to 1710 code for a protein of 569 amino acids. Gene Ontology annotation, molecular function: protein binding. The record is from RefSeq and is a predicted model, not a curated record. The transcript has 2 exons.
AUGGGCAACAAACAAGCAAAGAAACACGCAACCUCCCAUCUACAAACUUUCCACGGAAUUUUCUCACAUUACGGAAUGAUAAAUUUCGAUGAGCAAAAUUUGCAACAAAAUUCAAAUACUUCCUCAGCAACUCCACAACAAGAGAGUACUAGUAUUGUAAGGAAUUUGAAGGAAAUUCUGGAGGGAAAACAUCAAAUCAAGUUGAAUCCCGAGAUGGAAGAUAAAAUUUGUGGAUGGAUUAUUAAGAAUUUUACCGAUUUGGAAAAGUGGAAAAAAGUUGAAGUUUCCCGACAAGUUGUUUCGAGCUUUGAAAAGUUGUUUGAUGGAAAAGUUGGACAGAAGGGUGAGAAGGAGUGGAAGAGUGUUGUUUUGGAUAUGAUAAAUUACAUCAUUCCGAAAUAUUUGAAAGGUUUUGGAGUUGGAAAUAGACAAUUGUGUGAAGUUACAAUAUUUAAUAGUGAUUUGAGAGGUGAAAUGCCGAAUAUUGACUUGUUAACAACACUUGACAAGGCACAUAAAUUGCAGGAUUUAGAUUUUUCGAUUAAUAAUUUGACAAGUUUGAAUGAAGAUUGGUUUAUUGGAAAAUUAUCACAAAAUGGAGAAUCAGAUUUGAAGAAAUUAGCACUCUCUGGAAAUAUGUUUGAACAUUUGAAUUUACCAAAGGGAGAAUGUGCCAUCUUUCCAAAUUUGAAGAAUAUAUACUUGCAUAAUAACAUCAUGCUGAAAACAUUCCCUAAAUGGGUUUGUUAUCAACCAAAGAUUGAGAUUUUGAAAUUAUACGAAUGCCAAAUUGAAGGACUAAUUCCAAAAGAAUUAUUUAUUCAUGCCAAGACAAUGCUUACUUUGGAAAUGUACAAUAAUAAUUUGGAUGGGUUUGAAACAUUCAAUGAUGAAGACUUGAAUAGAUUGGAAUUGUUAAAAUUGUCAACUCUAGUGUUGCAUUCCAAUAAUAUUUCACAACUCCCUUCCACUCUGUUCAAUGGUAAUAUUUUUGGCAAUUUGAAGGAAUUGUUCGUUUCAUUCAAUAACUUGACAGCUUUCCCAGAAAGCAUGGGAGAUUUGAAUCAUUUACACACUAUUAUUGCAGAAUCAAACCAAAUUGCUGACAUCCCAUCUUCCUUUGCCAAAUUGAGCGUACUCAGAGAACUCAACUUGGCCUUCAACAAACUCACACGAUUCCCAACCGAACUCUUGGAAUUGGAAAGUUUGGAAACACUCGAAAUUAACAAUAAUGCCAUUGAACAAGUUCCUCUGGAAGCAUCUGAGUGGAGUAAAUUACGUCGGUUAGCAAAAUUGACCCUCUCUAGAAAUUUGAUUAAAAAACUACCAGAGAAUUGGAUCUCAGAGUCAUGCCUAUUCUCAAUGCAAAGAUUAAAUGUGGGAUAUAACCAAAUUGAGGAAUUGAACAUUUUUGGAACAUUUGACUCCAACCUAAUGUAUGACGAGAAACCAAUCAUUCCAAGACUCUCACAAUUCAUAUCUUGUGGUAAUCGAGUGAAGCAAUUCCCAACAGCCCUAGUGGAGAUUUUCAAGGAAACACUACAAGUGAUUUACUUGGGUCACAAUGAAAUGCAAUCCAUUCCUGAUAUGAGUUCAGUUUCGAGAUUAGUUCACUUGAAUUUGUGUUACAAUAAUAUUGAAGGCGAGUUGAGAGAUAAAUGUCGAUGCUUUGGAGGUUUUCUGGAAGAUUUAUACCUCUUGCCAGGUUAGUAAUUGUGUGCAACACUGUUUGUUGUUUGGCACUGAUGCUGUAUUUUGGCCCUUCAGAAAAUUCCAAAUUGUCGUUGUAAUAAAAGACUAAUUGGUUGUUGUUUUUCAGGGAAGAAUCGAAUAUGUUUAUUCGAUUAGCCAUAUACUUUACCAAGUGUGAGUCAACGGUUUUGUAAGAAGAACUCAACCCCAACUUGCAAAGUAAAUCCACAUCUCUUGCACUGACGCCUGUAGAUAUCAAAAACACACCAAUUACUGAGGAGAAUAGGGUAGCCCUUUCAUUCAUAGCAUUGGCCAAAAGAUUCAUGGCAACAGAGAUCAUGCGAGUCUUUCUUUGGUAGAGUUGGAGGUUUUCUUUCUUGAGAGUUGAAAGUUUGGAGGAGUAUUUUCGGCCAAAGCAUAUACGAGAAAGCAUGUUGAAGAGAGUAACAUAUAUCUGCACUGGUUCAUCACAUAGGUCGAGAAUGGAGGUGCUGGUGGAGAGGUGUUGUGUAUUGCGAUUUGCCAAUUUCUCUAGUUCUGAUGAUGAUGUGUUGAAUAUUGUUUCCAAAGGAGAUUGGUUAGAUGCUCGGGCAAUGUUAGGAUUAGAGUAGAAUAUCUCUAGUGAAUUGUUAACAGUGGUGCUCAGGUUGUUAACAUCUGCACCUUUGGCCACCAUUAACUCGAAAACCUUGUUGCUAAUACGAAGGGGCUUGUUGGAGGCC